AUGUCUCGUGCAGCUGGUCAAGCUCCUAGAUCUGUCCUCAAGGCCCUCUCUCUGCCCCUAGAUGGGGCUGGGACGUCCUUUACGCCACUUCAUGGAGGGUCGGGCUUCGCUCAAACAGCCCACCUUAAGGCCUCAAUUUCCAACACAAGCAAAGAUGAAAACAAUUCCAAUCAAGAGAAAGAUUUCUUCGUGAAAAUAUCAUCAUCCGCCUCAUCGUCAUCUUUCCCAGAAGAAGGAGCCAUGUUUAGAGGUGAAUAUACAAGCCUUAAUGCAAUCUCCGGUGCUGUUCCAGAUAUGUGCCCUCGGGCACUUGCAUGGGGUGAAAUCAAAGAUGACGACGAUGAUAACAACGGUGGAGCAAUACCCAACGCAUCGUCAAGCUGGUUUCUUGUCACGGAAUUUUUGCAACUGCGUGGCACUCUCGGCCGCAGACCAGCUUCGGACCCAGCCAGCUUAGCGGCUAGAUUGGGCAAAUUGCAUUCCAUCCCGGCACCGGCCCCACCAACCAGUGAGGAGGUCAGGCAGGCAGCAACUACAAAUUUCACGUUGAAUGGUGCAGAGGGUGAUGAUGGAAACGUGGAAGAUGCGAGAGUGCCUCAGUUUGGGUUUCCAGUCCCGACUUUCUGUGGGGAUGUAAGGCAACCCAAUCAAUUUAGGCGUUCAUGGGCAGAUUUUUACGCAAAUCAACGGUUGAGAACUGUCCUUGAGGAAUCUGAAAGAAGGAACGGGAAAGAUAAACGUUUACGAGAUCUGGUGGAAAGGACUGCCCAGGAGGUUGUUCCUCGCUUGUUGGGCGAUGACCACCUUGGGUUCGACAAGGCAGGGAAUGGGAAACCGGUAACUCCGGUUAUCGUCCAUGGGGAUCUCUGGAGCGGCAACACUGAUAUAGGGAAGAUAUGCCGAGUGUCUGCGGGACAAGCUAGUGAAGAAGAUGCGGUAGGUGACGUGGUCUACGACCCAUCCUCAUGCUACGCCCACAGUGAAUUUGAACUGGGUAUCAUGAAGAUGUUUGGUGGGUUUGGGAGCCAAUUCUUCAAAGAAUAUCACCGGAUUGUGCCAAAAACCGAACCGGUCGAAGAAUACGAAGACCGGAUUGAUCUAUACGAAUUGUAG
Molecule: messenger RNA, 1113 nt
Organism: Trichophyton benhamiae CBS 112371
Lineage: Eukaryota; Fungi; Ascomycota; Eurotiomycetes; Onygenales; Arthrodermataceae
Exons: 1
Coding region: 1-1113 (370 amino acids)
Source: RefSeq, a predicted model, not a curated record